AACCCUUCCUGCCGGCACUCAGAGCAGGGCGAAGUGCGGAGAGUUUAGCAAACUAAACUCGUAGGAUUAACAAAGCAGAAAAGUGCUGUUUUGCAGAUUUUUGUGCUUUGGCAACAGGGAGUCCAUCUUGGGACAAGCGGCUUCUUGGACUGCGUGAUCGAGAGAGAAACACAUGGACGCUUUUGAAGGAAUUCACACCGUCCGUAUUUCGUCAUCUCCUCCUUCUUCAGCCUCAUCCACCCCAGGAUAUGAGGUCCUCAAGGCAGGGCGGUCUGGGAUAGCAGUCUACUCCUCUCCAGUGUUCUUUGGGACAUCUAACGUGAAUGCAGUUAAACACAAGACCUGCAAGGUCACUAAGGAGGAACGCUGUGCUGUUGGACAGUUGGUAGAUCUGGAUCCAGAGCCAGUGACCAUAGUGGAGGGAGGAGGCCGGGAUGGGCCCGCCUCAGGCAGACCCCACGGCGAUCUCUGCCGGCUCCGCAGCUCCUCACUGGAGAUCAAAGAAAAAGAAAUCAGAGAAAAGGGCUCAGAGAUCCUCCGGGAGCAGCUGGACGCAGCAAAGAGGGAACUGAAACUAAAAGACAAGGAGUGCGAACGUCUGUCGCAAGUCAGGAAUCAGCUGGAGCAGGAGCUGGAGGAGCUGACCGCCAGCCUGUUUGAGGAAGCCCAUAAGAUGGUGCGUGACGCCAACGUGAAACAAGCAGGAGCGGAGAAACAACUGAGGGAGGCUCAAGGAAAGAUCGACGUUCUGCAAGCAGAGGUGACCGCGCUCAAGACUCUGGUGCUGACGUCCACGCCUUCCUCGCCCAACCGCCAGCUGCAUCCUCAGCUGCAGGCCACGGGCGGCAGGGGAUCCUACAAACGCGGCGGAGGCCACGUCCGCACCAGCAGCGCCGGCGGAGCCUUUCAGACCUCGUCUGGGAAACCCGAGCCGUCCACCGUUUCCAUCGAGCCUGUGGCGAAAGAGGAGCGGGAGAUGGACUCGGUGCUGUUCGCAGAGUUUUUGUCGUGGAACCAACAUCUGAGUCUGGACCGAUCCUCCGCCUUCCUGAGUCGCGUUUACCGAGAAGACAUCGGACCCUGCCUCUCCUUCACCAGAUCAGAGCUGUCCCAGCUGGUCCACAGAGCGGUGGAGAACAACUCCCUGACCAUCGAGCCUGUGGCCGUGUCAGCUUUGCCGAUGGUUAAGGCAUCUGCUUUAGAGUGCGGCGGUCCUAAGGCUUCGGUAGAGACAAAAUGCGCUUUAAGCGGCUUGUCGAGAGUCUGCCGACAUCGCAUCAAACUGGGCGACAAGGGGAGCUACUAUUACAUCUCUCCAUCAAGCCGAGCUCGGAUCACGGCUGUGUGUAAUUUCUUCACUUAUAUCCGGUACAUCCAGCAGGGCCUGGUGAGACAAAAGGAGGAGCAGAUGUUCUGGGAGGUGAUGCGACUUCGCAGAGAGAUGACCGUCGCCAAGUUGGGUUUCUACCUCACGGACCAGGGUUAAAGGACCUGCCCGUCAGCCAGGCAGCUGCGUCAUGGGAGUCCUGAUUAGUCACACAACUCUGGGAGUUACACAAACCUGAUUUCUGGUUCUACACAUCAUUGGUGCUGAAGCUGAGCUCAGCCAACCAAGGGGAGCAGGAAAUGUGCCACUUUUGGGGAAUUUGAUGCAAAUCGAGAUUGAAUAGCCACCUGAAAAUAAUAACUGAGUUAUUGCUGUGGUGUUCCCCAGUAAAUUCCUCUUACCAUUGGGAUUUAUGGAGGACAUUUAGUUUUACUUUAAAUCUUCCAAAGAAAUGUUCCACAGACCUCCUUAUUGCAGCUCAGUCGACUUAUUGUUGCUCAGAAUAAAACCCCUCCGUGGAGUUUAGUGGUCUCCUACUUGAAAUAUGCAACAUUUUUCAGUGAAAUAUGAUGCCUAACUCCUACCUGCAUCCAGGUGACAUCCUGAAGAUCCCAGCACUUCCUUUGUGUGUCAGGGCAACCUCACUUGAUGCAAGGCGCUCCUGCACGUCCUGCUCUGCCUUGUAAUAACAUCAUAAACGAGCUUCGUUUGAUGCUUUUAUGUAAUCAGAUGUAAUCACACCUUCAGUCUCCACAGUCAAUGGUGUACAGCAGACAGAUAAGAGCUUUAUUACAGUUAAUUACAAUGCUUCACAUGUACACUUGCACUUUUCAAUGAACAGUACCAUAAACAAGCCAUAAAUGACAUAGCCAUAUGAGACAAUGAAGGUUUACCUCAGAAUGUAAAUUUCUUAAAAAUAGCCCAUUUUUGUUUUGAAAUGCAAGUUUUUUUUUUUUUAAUGGUGAAAAUGAAGGAUUUAGUGUUAAGUGCAAUAUUUGCUUCUUAGCCAAAUUAUUGGUUUGAGGUAUUUUAAAAAUCGGUGUAGUGAUGACUAACUGUGGAAACACUCCAAUAAACAAGAGGCACUGUUGCUUAAAUGU
This is a messenger RNA of Fundulus heteroclitus (mummichog), 2427 nucleotides long. It is a transcript of the gene rab3il1, whose product is annotated as RAB3A interacting protein (rabin3)-like 1. The record is from RefSeq and is a predicted model, not a curated record. The transcript is spliced from 12 exons. Gene Ontology annotation, cellular component: Golgi to plasma membrane transport vesicle. Gene Ontology annotation, molecular function: guanyl-nucleotide exchange factor activity. Lineage: Eukaryota; Metazoa; Chordata; Actinopteri; Cyprinodontiformes; Fundulidae. Gene Ontology annotation, biological process: exocytosis. The coding region runs from base 173 to 1486 and encodes 437 amino acids.